UGUUGUUGUUGCAGGCGCAGUUUGGAUGUUUUGUGGUUUAGUUCUACCUGCAAUAUUUCUAAUUUUCUGUAUUAAUUCAGCAUGUAAAAUAAAUAUUUCGAAUAUAAAAACGUCUUAGGAUGGCGGCUAUUGCAGAAGAAGUAACGUCUGGGAGAAAAUCGCGUCCUAUGAACGUUCUAGAGUGUCGUGUGUGUGAGGAUGUUUUCCAUCUCCAAGGUGACAAGGUCCCACGCCUAUUACUUUGUGGUCAUACUGUCUGCCACGAUUGCUUGGCACGCCUACCAGUCCAUGGCCGAACUCUUCAAUGCCCAUUUGAUAGACAAGUGACUGAGCUUAGUGACUCUGGAGUAUGGGGGCUUAAGAAGAAUUUUGCACUGAUAGAACUUCUAGAAAGACUUCAAGUCUCUGUAGAGCCUUCAACUACUACAGAAGAGGAUAUAAAUGAUGGAGGUGUGAGAUGCGAUGAGAAUGAUGACCACAAAGCUACCAUCUACUGUACUGUUUGUGGGACAAAUCUAUGUCCUUCUUGUGCCGAGAGUAUACAUUCUACAAAGACCCUUAAAAAGCACAGGAGAAUUCCCCUAGCUGAUAAACCAAAGGAGAGACCAAAGUGCCCCUUGCACUCAACACAUGUGAUAGAAUUUACUUGCCUUGAAGAGGACUGCAGGGAAAACUCACUUAUGUGUUUUGUGUGCAAGGACUAUGGCAGGCAUCAAGGUCACAAGCAUGCAUUACUGGAGACAGAGGCCCAAAGCAUGCGCUCAUCAGUUACGAAUGCCAUUCAGCAUGUUAGAGCAUUCACCACAGAAGUCACUGAGUCUUCAAGGAAGGUUGCCUCAGUCAUAGAUGCCAUUGAGGGUGGAGUCCUUGUGCAAGAGAACGAUCAGGGAUCACUAGUGCGUCAUCACAUGGCUGGCUCGGCAGAAGAGGCCCGUAGUCGGGUGCGCGCCUACUUCGAUGACAUGCGCGAGACAGUAAACCGUCAGGAGGAAGCUGGGCUUGCUGUGGUAGAUAGCCAUGUGAGAGAGAAGCUGUUCUCUCUGCGUCAGCAACAGGAGGACAUGGCUGUGCUGAUUGCUCAAGUCAACUCGGUCUGCUCUGAGUGUGAGCGCUCGCUACAGAGGGAUGACGCGGAGGUAAUCGAGGCUCGCAAUAACAUCUUCAGUCUCCUUGACACAGUGCAGCAGCAACAGCAGCAAUUCAUUGACAUCGCGAGACUAUGCAAUGCCGACGCUGGGAUCCCUGUGGCCUUCACUAAAGACAAUAGGGUUCACAUAGGGCCUAAAAUGGAGAUGCGCGCCGUGGCCCUAGGGCUAGAUGGGGCCGGUAAGACUUCGAUUCUCUUCAAGCUCAAGCAAGACGAGUUUGUCUCUCCUAUCACUACUAUUGGUUUUAACGUCGAGACUGUGGAGCACAGAAGUCUCAAGUUUACCAUUUGGGACGUGGGUGGCUUACAAAAACUACGGCCCCUGUGGCGACACUAUUACCUCAACACUCAAGCCGUGAUAUUCGUUAUUGAUAGCAGUAAUACUGAGCGUCUAUCAGAGGCGCAUGAUGAACUCGCCAAGCUGAUGGCCGAGAAGAGACUGAGGGACGCGCUGCUUCUCAUACUCGCAAACAAACAGGAUGUGUCAUCAGCCGUCAGUGUAGACAUCCUGGCUGAGCGACUAGCGCUUCACAAGUUGUGUUGUGGUCGUAGCUGGACCAUCAUGGCCUGUGACGCGCAUACUGGGCGAGGCCUCAACGAGGGCUUAGACUGGCUGGCCAGACAACUCAUGUCGGAGUUUGCGCAGUAAAGACGUCGAAUUCAAGAAGAAAAUUUCACUCGACGCUGAAGUUGCUCUGUUCGAGCAGGAUCAUUUUCCUCCUCUUCCUCAUCCUCGGGUGUACGAUUCUCGCAGUUGAGGAGUUUGCACAUGUCAGUACACUUCAACCCACUGCUGACGCAGGUGCAUUUUGGAGUACUGCAUGUCUUCUUACAGGUGCAAGACAAAAACUUUAGAAGAGCUGCGGAGCUGGAUCAGCCGUCAUCCAGUGGUACGACAAACCGCCCUUUGUCAUUGCGAAACCAACCGUGGCCAACUGGAGAGGGGACUUGGGGACAGGAUUGUAGACUUCUUCUCCAUAUCGCAGCUUGAUAGUUAGAACGUAGUGCAUGCAGCUUGGGACAGGAUUGUAGACUUCUUUUCCAUAUCGCAGCUUGAUAGUUAGAACGUAGUGCAUGCAGCUUGGGACAGGAUUGUAGACUUCUCCAUAGCGCAGCUUGAUAGUUAGCACGUAGUGCAUGCAGCUUGGGACAGGAUUGUAGACUUCUUCUCCAUAUCGCAGCUCGAUAGUUAGCACGUAGUGCAUGCAGCUUGGGACAGGAUUGUAGACUUCUUCUCCAUAUCGCAGCUUGAUAGUUAGCACGUAGUGCAUGCAGCUUCAGGCAAUCUGCACAUCGGGGAAGCUGACUUGAGUUUAUUUUUUUUUUCCCUGCCUUGCGCAAAAAAGCCUAUAAUAGAUGUCAAAACAAAUUAUUAGCUAUUUUUUCUACAAUAUUAAGAGUGCAUGAAAUAAAGAGAGGCUAAAAAAGAAAAA
This is a messenger RNA of Nematostella vectensis (starlet sea anemone), 2580 nucleotides long. Its product is annotated as E3 ubiquitin-protein ligase TRIM23. The record is from RefSeq and is a predicted model, not a curated record. Gene Ontology annotation, molecular function: zinc ion binding; GTPase activity; GTP binding. Gene Ontology annotation, cellular component: cytoplasm; lysosomal membrane; plasma membrane. Lineage: Eukaryota; Metazoa; Cnidaria; Anthozoa; Actiniaria; Edwardsiidae. The transcript has 9 exons. The coding region runs from base 120 to 1796 and encodes 558 amino acids. Gene Ontology annotation, biological process: intracellular protein transport; vesicle-mediated transport.